UGUACCUCCCAACUUCAACUUACCCUGGAAGUCAUCUCAUUUUUCUGCUUAGAAUAGCCACAGGAAAUUAAGCUUUGGACAGAUUCAGAUCGCACGUAGUUCAUCUUCGAAUCAGAAGAAAGAAGAAGAACAAUGACUUCCUCUUUUCCAAGCUGUUCACAAGUGUCCUUAAACAAACCAAAGCAGAAGAAAUCGUCAUCUGUUGAUGCUGUCAUCGGCAACAAUGACCUUGUCACCCAGAUUUUAUUGCGUGUGCCUGCAAAAUCUGUCCUGAAAUUCAAGUUAGUCUCCAAGAAAUGGCUAUCUAUCAUCUCCCACCCUAGUUUCGCUUUCCACCACACCCAACUCAAUCCUCACACCACCUCUGCUCUCCUCCUCAGAGUAUUAUUCCUUUUCAAGGAACCAUUUAUCUACCGUUUUCUUUCUCUUGAUGGGAAAUCCGUUGUUAAUGUUCCCUCCAAUUUUCAUUGUUUCCAUCCCGAUAACCCUGGGAGCACGUAUAUUUCUCAGUCCUGCAAUGGCUUGCAUUUGUGUUAUAGAGGCAUUUUCUGUUAUAUUGAGAGAAAUAGAUCAACAUAUGUAUUCAAUCCUACUACGAGACAAUUUGCAGUAAUACCUUCUCCACCACCUGGCAAUGACAUAAGUUUGAGCCAAAUUCAAUUGGUUUUCGAUCCUUUGAAAUCGCCUUACUACAAGAUCCUUUGCGUCUCCCACUUGGAAUCAACGCUUGAGAUUUAUGUCUACUCAUCCGAGACCAAGAUUUGGAAGCUUUCUGUGCGCCAUGAAGAUUACGAUAUUUCGCCUGCAGGCUUGAGCAAUGGUGUUUUUUGGAAUGGUGCUGUUCACUGGAUUGAUCCUGCGGGGAACGGGUUCUGUUUCCUGGUUGAUGAAGAAUGUCUUCGAGCAAUGCCGCAUCCUCCACUUCCUGCUUCUUGGGAACUUAACAGCUUCAGGUAUUUUGGGGAGUCUGAUGGACAAUUGCACUUUAUUGGGUUAUUGACUGGCGAACAAAAUCCUGAUGUUAUGAACAUGGGUGUCAAUGUUUCUCCUGGUAUGUCUGCUGGUCAAAUGGCAAGACGUAGAAGUUCCAAUGUCGGUUCUCAAUUCAUUGUUGUAUAUGCCAUGGACAAGGGCUAUUCAAAUUGGUUUGUCAAGUACUACCUAGAUGCGAAUGCCAUUGCAGUUGCGUAUGCGGAGAUGAUGGAGGACCCCACAGUCUCGCCAUGUCUAGUUAACGGAUCCAUUAAUAUAUCUUCUUUUAUCGGGGGAAACAACGAAGAACGGCCAUUGCUGGUAAUAAACAUGCCUGGUGAGAUCAUAUCUUACAGCUUCAAGUGCAAAACAUUCAAGAAGCUCUUCAGUUUUCAUCCUUGCGAGGACUAUAUCUGCUCUGCUCUCAAGUACACCGAGACCUUAGCUUGGGUCUAAUAGAUGUAAGGUGUCCUGUGAUUUAAAAUCUUCUGAACUUGUUCCAGUAUUGAAUGCCUGCUAGUUGCAAUUGCAUUAUGAUUUAACUUCUUAUUGUUGCA
This is a messenger RNA of Populus nigra (black poplar), 1529 nucleotides long. Its product is annotated as F-box protein At5g07610-like. The record is from RefSeq and is a predicted model, not a curated record. Gene Ontology annotation, molecular function: protein binding. The transcript has a single exon. NCBI's taxonomy places the organism in Eukaryota, Viridiplantae, Streptophyta, Magnoliopsida, Malpighiales, Salicaceae. The coding region runs from base 133 to 1428 and encodes 431 amino acids.